Molecule: messenger RNA, 513 nt
Organism: Striga hermonthica
Lineage: Eukaryota; Viridiplantae; Streptophyta; Magnoliopsida; Lamiales; Orobanchaceae
Source: the annotation of a GenBank genome assembly
AUGGUAGCCUCUAUUUCUCCUUUCCGUUUAUCCGCAGCUGUUCUCAACCGCCAAAGUCUGCCGCCUUUCUGUGGGAAAUGUUAUCCACAGAAUUGCCGGUCAAUUUACCGGAGGAGGGGACGAGCGAUUGCUGCUGACAAUUCUAAAAAAGAAGACGAUGAUGUUAGUGGUGGAGACCCUUCGGUUCCUUCAUGGGCUAAGCCCGGUUCAGACGAGCUUCCACCUUGGGCCCGUCAACAAUCCCAGGGAAGCUCCUCCAGCUUUGAAACCCCCUUCUAUGUUUACUUGCUUGCAUCUGCUGUCACUGCAAUUGCGGCGGUUGGUUCAAUUUUCGAGUAUGCAAAUCGAAACCCUGUUUUCGGCGUCUUGAACUCGGACAGUGUGUUUUAUGCUCCGCUGCUUGGUUUCUUUGUGUUCACCGGUGUCCCAUCCUCUGCGUUUCUCUGGUUCAAAUCUGUUCAAGCUGCAAAUAAAGAGGCCGAGGAACAAGAUCGACAGGAUGGAUAUCUCUAG